GGACGUAGAGGUAUUGUUGGAGGAGGAAGUGAAAGGGGAAGAGAGCAGCAGCAGCAGCAGCAGCAGCGGGUCUCCAGGUCUCCAGGCAGAACAGCCUUCUUACAAAGUGCCAAAUUGAAUCAUCUCAGUCUGCCUCCUCCGCUUACGACACGGUGUUUAAGUGGUCACACAAAGGGCGACUCUGUUUUUUACUAGCAUCUGAACCGAGGUGUUGCCAAACUAACGCGAGCUAACGAGUUGAGUACCAGCGAGGAAGCUAGCUAGCUAACAGCCGUAACGCCUAGUUAGCCUCCGACGCUAGCUGCCCCCUGAACAACAACAGCCUGCUCCGGUGCUCAAUUGUCCUCUCCGCUGUGGUACAGCCCCAAACUGCUGAAAAAUGACAUCCAGGAAGAAAGUGCUCCUGAAAGUCAUCAUCCUGGGAGAUUCUGGUGUUGGAAAGACCUCCCUCAUGAACCAGUACGUGAACAAGAAGUUCAGUAACCAGUACAAAGCUACAAUAGGAGCAGACUUCCUGACGAAAGAGGUGAUGGUGGAUGACCGGCUCGUUACAAUGCAGAUAUGGGACACAGCUGGCCAGGAGAGGUUCCAGUCCUUGGGUGUUGCGUUCUACCGUGGCGCAGACUGCUGCGUUCUGGUGUUCGAUGUGACUGCACCCAAUACGUUCAAGACCCUCGACAGCUGGAGGGAUGAGUUCCUGAUCCAGGCCAGCCCCAGGGACCCGGAGAACUUCCCCUUUGUGGUUCUAGGCAACAAGAUCGACCUGGAGAAUAGACAGGUAACCACCAAAAGAGCUCAGGCUUGGUGUCAGAGUAAGAACAACAUCCCCUACUUUGAGACAAGUGCCAAAGAAGCCAUAAAUGUAGAACAGGCAUUCCAGACAAUUGCACGUAAUGCCCUCAAACAGGAGACAGAAGUGGAGCUGUAUAAUGAAUUCCCAGAGCCCAUAAAACUGGAUAGGAACGACAGAGCUAAACCUUCUGCAGAAAUCUGCAGCUGCUAAAGGACAACUCGGACCAUCUUCUCACUUGGCUUUCUGAACCACCCUGUCACCGGUCACAUCACCUGCACCUUGCUCCAAGGGAAAGUACUUCCCUGCUGGUCUUCCUUCUUCACACCUCUGUUCAUUCCAUCAACACAACCCCACACAAAGUACGCUGCACAUGGAUGUACCCCACACCCACUGCCCACUUAGCACACAAAUUAUUACACUAGCGUACUCGCUGCAAAAUCCAUUGCUCAACGAUCACAUGAAAAGAAUGACACCCCAUCUGACCUCACGGUCCCUGACUUGGUAGCGAGUGAUCUCCAAAUGUUUGCCUGUGGCCCCUGAUUCUCACACACAGGGGCCCGAGGGAGCUAUGCUUAAACACUGCAAUUGGGAACUCUGGAAGGACUGGCUGAUGCUCUGUAGUGUGAGACGAUGUUGGCUAGUGUCGGCAUUCCAAGUAUCUUAGUCUCACAGUCUGUUUUCUAUUUGCUUUAUAUUGCCUGUCUUUCAACAAAUUACAUUUGUGUGUGUAUAUAUAUAAAUAUGUUUUUCCUCAAUUGGCUGAUAAUAUUUCUGAAGCCAAUCUGAAAUAUACUUCUUUUUUUUUCUUCUGCACUUUCUAUUAUGUUCUUGUCUUUUAAAUGUUAUAGAGGGAUGACUGAUUUUGGGCAACGUCGGCUACACACCUUCAAAUGAUCCCUGUUCAUUCUCCUUGUCCAAUACACACUGAGAAUCUGUUUGGUGAUUGUUUUGCCUUGACAAGGUUUGUGGGUUUACAACUGCCUCACCGAGCGGAAAUAUUCCUGAGAAGAAAUGUUGGAGCUAAUGAUGCAGUCACAGUGUAAAACAUGGAUUAAUUCUUAAUAUAUUCAUAUUUUCCUUUUAUGUAACAUUACUUGUACCGCUUCUAUUACUGCUGUAUGUGUUUACAUCCUUCAUCAGACAUCUUUCAAUGCUAUGGAAUUACAGGUCGUGUCACCAACACACACAGACACAAAUACAUCUGCCUCUGUCAUGUCUUUGUUAUCGCUGUUCUCUCUAUCUGCUUGUAGCUCAGGUCGGCUAAGUACUUAAUAUUUUUAAUGGAUUGUGUAUUACGGUGUAUAGACAAUAAAGGUAAAAGGCUGAUGGACUGAACAGAAAUCGAUGUUCUCUCUCCAUUUAAAGAAAAAAAAAUCCAACGUUUUGCCCUGCUAUUACUCCUUAUAGACGAAUAUCACUUCGAUGCCAAUGAUGUAGUCAUACUAAAUUGGGAUGUCAAAUAAUAAAACUCUUGAAUAUA
Pleuronectes platessa (European plaice) is the source of this 2273-nucleotide messenger RNA. RefSeq names its product ras-related protein rab7. The transcript has 6 exons. Gene Ontology annotation, biological process: phagosome-lysosome fusion; endosome to lysosome transport. Gene Ontology annotation, cellular component: lysosome; phagocytic vesicle; late endosome. Gene Ontology annotation, molecular function: GTPase activity; GTP binding. The record is from RefSeq and is a predicted model, not a curated record. Lineage: Eukaryota; Metazoa; Chordata; Actinopteri; Pleuronectiformes; Pleuronectidae. Bases 380 to 1003 code for a protein of 207 amino acids.